GAUGUUCAGUGAUGCUGGUGUUUCUCAGUGCAGGUGAUUGUCAGCAGCAGCAGAGACUGUGAGGGAAUCACCGAGCACACACACGAGCUCUCUUCACUCCUCUAGUGCUCCACAGACCUUCAUUACUCCAGUCUGUCGAUGUAAGACGCGGAUGACAAAGUUGAAAUCGCAGGUGAACGAAGCGAACCGUCCAUUUGCUGAGGUUAUAAAGAAGAAGGAGGAUUAUAUCGCGUGCCAUUCUGUGAUGGCUUUAUAAUGCUGUGCUUGAGAUCUCUGGGAACAAUCGUGAGCAGAAUGCAUAGACACAUGGCAAGAGCGCCCUUCCUCGUCCUCUUCCUCAUCAUCAGCCUGAUGUGGCCCAUACAUUCAGAGAUCUCCAACUGUGUCAUCAAGCGUGAGGAGGAGAGAUGCUUGGAGCGAAUCGCGCUACAUGACCCCAAAGAUGACGAAAAGUUUGAGUGUCCGUGGGAGUGGGACAAUCUGACCUGCUGGCAGGCGGCCGCUGUUGGUGAGGUCGUGGAGGUCAACUGUCCCGAGCUCUUUGAGUUCAUGAGUCCAGAAGAGGGACCUGGCAAGAUCAGCAGAAACUGUACGGAGUUUGGUUGGUCUGAACCGUAUCCACAUUAUGUUGAUGCCUGUAUGACAGAUGACAACACAACCAAGCAUGUUGACAACUACUAUGCGUCUGUGAAGGCUCUCUAUACGGUGGGCUACAGCACGUCUCUGGUGUCUCUGACCACAGCUAUGGUCAUUCUGUGUCGGUUCAGGAAGCUUCACUGCACCCGGAACUUCAUCCACAUGAACCUGUUUGUGUCCUUCAUCCUGAGAGCCAUCUCUGUUUUCAUUAAAGAUGGGGUUUUGUAUGCAGAGGAGGACAGUGACCACUGCUUUGUUCACACUGUGGGGUGUAAGGCAGUGAUGGUCUUCUUCCAUUACUGUGUGAUGUCAAACUACUUCUGGCUCUUUAUCGAAGGUCUCUAUCUCUUCACGCUGCUGGUGGAAACCUUCUUCCCUGAGAGACGCUACUUCUACUGGUACACCAUCAUCGGCUGGGGAACGCCCACCAUUUGUGUGACCAUAUGGGCUGUUCUGCGUCUUCAUUUUGAUGAUUCUGGUUGCUGGGAUAUGAAUGAUUAUACUGCCCUCUGGUGGGUGAUCAAGGGACCUGUUGUGGCAUCAAUCAUGAUUAAUUUCGUCCUCUUCAUUGGAAUCAUCAUAAUCCUGGUGCAGAAGCUGCAGUCUCCAGACAUUGGUGGGAACGAGUCCAGUAUCUACCUCAGCUGUGCACAGAAAUGCUUCAGUGAGCCCACACAGGCCGCCCAGCAUUCGUGCAGGAUGUCAGAGCUUUCUACCAUCACGCUGCGGCUGGCGCGGUCCACCCUGCUCCUCAUCCCUCUGUUUGGAAUCCACUACACUGUGUUUGCCUUCUCCCCGGAGGAUUUCAGCAAGCGGGAGCGACUGGUGUUUGAGCUGGGCCUGGGCUCCUUCCAGGGCUUUGUGGUGGCCGUGCUGUACUGCUUUCUGAAUGGAGAGUUUCUCCCUAAAGGUGCAGUCGGAGAUAAAGAGGAAAUGGAGGAGUUGGACGGUGAACAGGUACUUUGCUGUGGACCUGAAGCAGCAGCGUCACCCUUCGCUAGCGAGCAGUGGGGUGAACGGGGGGACGCAGCUGUCCAUCCUCAGCAAGAGCAGCUCACAGAUACGCAUGUCCAGCCCACUGGCCGAGACGGUCAACCUCAACCUGCCCACCUGAGCGCCUGAUUGGCCCACUCCUCUGCCUUUCAGUCCCUAAAGCCCCGCCCUUCAACUCACCCUCUUCACCUGCAGUAGGGCCGGCCAAUCACAAUUAGAGAAGAACUAUUAAUUAUUCAUGAAUUCUCUGGAUAGUAUUUAAAGAUUCCCAACAAGAUCCAACAUUUAUCGGUUAGAAAAGAUUCAUCCAGGGAUAUAUUUAUAGUGCCAAAACUGUUUUGAGAUUAUGCUAACAAAAGUUGCAAUUCAGGUUAGGAAGCUUUUUGACCAUAACGCAACUUUUUGAAGGCUUUCUAAUUAAGAAAACAACAAUAUGAGCAUAAAAGAAUGUCAUUUUAUCACAAGGGUUGUAAGUUCUUUCUCAGUCAAUAAUAAUGCAGAGCAGGGGCUGUACGCUUCACACCGCUGCCAUAAACGCCAAAAUGAGAUCGCAGCAGAAAUUCCAGUGAAUUUUCAUAUCGCAUUAUGAGCCAUAGAGAAUGUGAAUCGUUUGUGGUUAGAAUGUAGUCAGAGAAACAUCUAUCCAUUCGUUUCUGUCAAACCAAUAGCACAUCGCUUUCUAGUUAUGAACGUCAGUGUCUAAUCGGAGAGAGAGACGGGUUACAAUUCAGUGUUAUGAUAAGAUCGAGGAAAAAAUAAUAACAUAAAGUGCCAAAACAUGACUAUUAAAGUAUUGUUUUAUCUGCAAGCUACUGUGUUUAUCAUAAACUAUAAAAGAAAAUUGUACAGACUUUGUGUUGCUCGUUCAAAUGCUGUGUAUUUGAUUAAAUGUUCACAGAGAGAUUGUAAAACAUAUUUUUUUACAAUCAGCCGUAAGUACAGAGUAUGUCAACAAUAUAAAGACUUAUGAAUGACUCAUGAAUUUAGAUUAUACGUAAAUGUUGUUAUGGUUUGUGUUUCGAUUUAGCUUUCAGACUGUAUUCUUCUUGCCAUGCGAAUGGUUUAUAGCUACACAGAGCCGAUAUAAACAAAUCAAGGAUUGUCAAAAAAUAGUUAGUGAACAAUUCCCGGAACUAUUCCCACAAUUCCCUCUGAUUUAUUCUGAAGUGCCUGUUGGUCACAAAAAUAGCUUUGAUGGAUCUAUUCUAAACAACCAGUGCCAUGCAGUAUCGAUUUAAUUAUGAGUCAUUUAGUAAAGUAGAUUAACAGAUUCAGUGUUCAGAUUGCUUUUUCAAUCUUUCAUUUAUACAGAGUAGGAAUAUAUUCAUUUAUAUGUGGUAUUAGAGUGCAUAUAUAAGCUUUGAGAUGCGCAUAUCAAUGCCAUUACGUUACUGUCAGGUGCAUUAUAAAUGCUUUUUAGGGUUGACAUGUUUAACUGUGGGAGAAAGAUGACAUCUGAGUGCAGUGUGAUCGUGCCAAAGGGGUAUUUCACCCAAAAUUGUAGAUUCUGUCAUCAUGUGUACUGACAUUCAUGUCUUUCCAAACCUGACUUUUUGAAUGUUUAUCCUCUUAGAAUGAAAACAUACAGUAUGUCUGUGUACAACUGUGCUUUUUGGUAGCUAUAUGAUUUUAUUAAAUGAGAAAAGUGUUUGAAAUGGCAUGAUGAUGAGUAAAUGAUGACAGAUUUGAAUUCUUUUUGGAUUGAACCCUUUUAAAGCUUGAGAGACCGUUAACCCCAACCCUUUACAAGUACAAUCUCUGAUGUCAAUCUAUGAAUCCAACCAAAUUUACUCCAUCACUACUGACUGACAAUCAUAAUUAGUUAUCACUCACAUUUUACAUGUCUGAUCAUGAGAACAAUGUGCAUCAAUGUACAAAGUGGCAACGCUCUCUGCUAACAGUGUUGUUUAUUUCCAGUGCAGUAUUAUUCUCUGCUGUGAAGUUCUAGAGUGUAAAUUCUCUGUGUAUGUUAAAGACGCACAUGUGCCAGUAAAUGAUGGAUGUACCAGCACUCUCUCUUUACAUUAGCCAACGAGUCAACAUGAAGUACCAACGAUGUAUGUAAAACUUCUGUGAUUAUGAACGUGCCAAUUUUGAAGUGCAAUAUGCUUUUGUUGCAGCUCAUAGUUGUCUGUGUAUUAUAUUGGAGGCAGAGUUGAGAUGAUUGAAAUGUACAGUGAAAGUAAAUGUGUAGAUCGCACAAAUCUUUCUUUUAAAUAAUGUGGAAAAUAAUGUUGUUGUUUUUUUUUCCCUCUUAGUAGUUAUUUUAAAGUUGGAGUGUGUAAUUUGUGCCACUAGAAUCAUCACCAAACGAAAGUGCAAAAAUAAUGACAGGUUUCGUACACUCUCCCCAUCUUUCAUUGGCCGGAUUAAAAAAAUAGCUCCGCCCCAAACUUGCGCCAUUGGUUGAAACACAAUUGCGGUUCUUUUAAAAGUAAUAUUUUUGGAUAUAAAAUAUGUUUUAUUCUUAUUAGAGAUGUGUAGCUGGCUUUGCUUAAAAAGUGUAAACACUGUGGCUCUUUGGUGCUAUAAAAACAUGUUUGUUUUCAGCACCACAAACAGCAACAUUAGUUCAACCAGUGGCACGAGUUUGGGGCGGGGCUGUAUGUGUUUGCCAACCAAUGGCAGACAAGGGGAGUCAUUAAAUAAAAUAUUCCAUGAGUGCUUUGUAUAGGCCUAGUUGUUUGACCUUGUCAUUUUCAGCCUGUAAAUAUUAAUGAUCUUGAACAAGCUCUCAGUGAUAGUGAACUUGUCUGUUGAAAUAAAUUGUGAAAUCCUAACAGAGUGUCAUUAACAGAGCAUCAGAUGUUGCUUGGAUCAUGUGACCAUAUGACAUAAAGCUUCAUAUGUGUUUGGAUAUAGUAACGGGAGGGCCGAGCGCCCUCUGUGGCUCUUUCUAGAUAUAACUGCAUGAAAAAGACAAAAAAAGAGAACUUUGCUGCUUUCUAUGUUCUUGACACCAGCCGUCAUUCUGAGUGUGAGCGCUCAGAAGGUAACGACCAUGUCUCAAAGCUGUUACAGACGUGUUUUCUUGUGCUUGUAAUACAUCUAUCUGCCAGUAGAUGACGCUUUUAUUUGAUUGUAUAUUUGAGCGCUGUAUAUUUGAGGAACGAGGAUUGUCUCUUGUGUGGGUCUGAUGUUUCAUUGUCUUUGAGAUGUCUUCAUGUUGUGGACUAACUCAUUUCAGUCUGAAUGUAACACCCGGACAACAACUGUAUUGUACAUUCAGCUGCUCUGUAAAGCUGCCUGCUGUUUCUUCUGCUUUGAUGUAGAGAUGAUGUCUAUGUUUGACCUGUGAACAUUUUUGUACGUGUCUGAAUUCCAUUCUUGACAAACAACUCUUGAAUUUCUGGAA
Megalobrama amblycephala (Wuchang bream) is the source of this 4984-nucleotide messenger RNA. It is a transcript of the gene adcyap1r1a, whose product is annotated as adenylate cyclase activating polypeptide 1a (pituitary) receptor type I. The record is from RefSeq and is a predicted model, not a curated record. Gene Ontology annotation, biological process: cell surface receptor signaling pathway; adenylate cyclase-modulating G protein-coupled receptor signaling pathway. Gene Ontology annotation, molecular function: peptide hormone binding; vasoactive intestinal polypeptide receptor activity; G protein-coupled peptide receptor activity. Gene Ontology annotation, cellular component: plasma membrane; neuron projection. Bases 256 to 1758 code for a protein of 500 amino acids. NCBI's taxonomy places the organism in Eukaryota, Metazoa, Chordata, Actinopteri, Cypriniformes, Xenocyprididae. The transcript has 15 exons.